ACUCUUCAUUUAUCAUCAAUAUAUGAUUUCAGUUUUUCAUGAACCUUCUGCAUAUGUCAGCGAAGCUAUGACCAUCUUUUAUAAGUAACGUCUUUGAGAAUCUUAUGAUUUCUAUGUCCUCUCGAGCUCAUAGCAUCCGAGCGUGCAUCAGAAGUGCAGGAAGCCAGAGAGUACUUCUCUAAACGCACGCUCAGAAGAUGACCACAAGGAGAGGACACUUCAUCAAGCAGACAGUACCUAGGUGAGCUUGCCCCUUGUGAUGUUGCUGAGGAGCAAUACCCGGCAUUGUACAACUCAGUCAACGAAAGGCUAGAAAUCAUUUGAAGUCGUUGACAUCCCAAGGAAAGUUUGGAAAACAGUUAUUUGCCUCAACCAGGAGAAGACAGGGAAAUUCAUCGUCAUUGUGAUUUUAUUCACAGUUGCGCCGGAGGAAUCUAUUUCACUUUUUAUAUGAGAAGGGUAAUGCCGUGGAGUCACUCAGGAGGACGUGUGGGGCCUAGAUCCAGGGAAAGUCCAGGGGUGUGCUUCAUGAUGAGUGGUAUACAGCUAACAUGGGUUCUACUCAUCUUGCAGAUUGUGCUUACUUCGUGUCAAGUCUCCUAUUCGGGACAAUAUCCAAGGAGCCGAACCAGGACUGGAAAUUGGUGUGAAUUCAAGAGGUCAAAACAAGUCACAUGUAAUGUUCGUAAUGGAACAGAAAUGUAUAUACAACGUACUGUUUCUCCUUGGUGUAACUAUCAGCUACGUACUAUGUAUGGUCAGUUACAGCAUAAAGAUUGUUCCAAGUCAUCUUAUCGGGUAAUGUUUCGACCAAAAUAUACAAUAGGAUACAGAACAGUAGAAACAACAGAAAGACGAUGUUGUCCUGGUUUUCAUGGCCCAAAUUGUAACGACGCAUGUAUGAAUUGUUCAACGUUAAAUGAAUUACAACAAAAAGUAAACAAUUUGAUUAGUCGUUCACGGGGCGCAUCUAUACGACCUGUAAACCAUGACGUCAACCUGGUAAACCCGGUGUAUAACAGUGCUGGUGAUCGUGGUACCACUACUCUUCGAGGUCCCCAAGGCCCACGUGGCCCUGGUGGGCCCGCCGGUUCAGCGGGGUCUCCCGGAGCAGUGGGUGCGAGUGGGCCACCGGGACCAGCAGGACCAAAGGGAGAUCCUGGUCCAAGAGGGCCUGCUGGACCACAAGGACAAACAGGGGCUCAAGGUCCACCGGGGAUUCAGGGCCUCCCUGGACAGUCUGCACCAGGUAUCGUAGGUCCACCGGGUCCUCCUGGUCCUCCGGGGUCCAUUGAAUCACUCGGAAUGGUUGUGACGGCUGCAGAGUUGAAAGGACUACUGCUGGAGAUGGCCAAGCUGAAAGAUCGUGUAGACAUGCUAGAUGAAUUCAUCAAGUUUGGACAAGGUGGAGCCGAAUCAAUGAGCGUUCCAUUCUUUCCAAUGUCAGUGGGAAGCAGUGUCGACAUCGACAUCGGAACACCGAGAACACCGGGUUACUCGAUACCCGACCAGGGAACCGACGGGUCUCCAUCCGGCAGCACGGUCAUCGGUCCGCCACAAGGCAAUACAAUGAUAGGAGGAGAAGAAGCAUCGGGUACUGGCCCAACCGACUCGGCGGCACUACUACAAACCGAAACUGAUCCGGUACCGUCAGUCGCAUUGCGGGGCGAUGGGCUCUUACCCCCUCGGGUCGUCCCCAGGGGGGAUACACCUCUAAAUGUGCCCUUUGACACGGAAAUAGAAGCUGCUUUACAUGAACCACCACAGACGCAAAUUGAAUCUUCGUCCAUGGACGCAGCAUCAACAAAACGUAAAACUGGGAGCAGCAGCAGCAGUUUAGUCUAAUGGCAAUUCGUACUUAUAUUGAUAACAUUUUGAUUAAAAUUUUAUAAUUGACUGUUAUAACCUAUGUCCUUCAAAUUUCUUUAAACUCAAAUCAUAGUUUCUGAGAUUUUUCUCUCUAAAUUUUAGUAAAAGCGUAUUUGAGAUAAACCAUACGCCAAGUUGUAUUAUGUUAAUAAUAUACCUCACACGUGUCAAAUGAUUUAAAUACUGCCCUGUAUUGUUUCUUAAAGGUUUUCGCUCAAUUAUCAUUACAAAAUAAAAUCACUACAAAGAAACUAUUUGUUGUAAGCUUAAAGAUAUUUAAUUUAAGAUUAAGUAAUAUUUCGAAUAACAACGAUUAUCCUCGCCCUAUAUAUUCUCUUUAAUGUCACAAUCGUUUUAAUUUUUCUAACGAUUCUAAAUCAGUCUUCCAUUUUUUCUUUCAUAACAAACUGGUGCUAUAUAAGUUAUUAAUGAAUAUCAGUAACUGUGUUUCAGUUUUAUGUAAAUUUUGAUCGUUCAAGUCCUCUUGUUCAUGAUUGAUUUGAGUUUUCCUUUGAUGGUGUGUUUUUAAUUUUGAUUAUCGAAUAGUCUGUACCGAUUUUUUUUUUAUAGAUUAUUCUCUGUCGUAGUGAAGUUUCAAAUUAUAUAUUUUGCUGCAUUGUUAGACGAGGCAGACGAUACACAGUAAUAUCGCUGUUUACAACAUUAUGAACCAUA
Messenger RNA from Lytechinus variegatus (green sea urchin), 2544 nucleotides. Its product is annotated as collagen alpha-1(XXVI) chain-like. The transcript is spliced from 8 exons. NCBI's taxonomy places the organism in Eukaryota, Metazoa, Echinodermata, Echinoidea, Temnopleuroida, Toxopneustidae. The record is from RefSeq and is a predicted model, not a curated record. The coding region runs from base 451 to 1845 and encodes 464 amino acids. Gene Ontology annotation, molecular function: protein binding.